CCUGACUGUUUUCUACCGCGGAACAAAAAGUUUACAUUAAAACCGAAAAUGAGCGCGAAUUUGGCCAGAAAAAUUUAUUUUUGUGGUAGCAUUCGAGGUGGCAGGGAUGAUAUUCAUAUUUACAAACAUAUUAUUGACCAGUUAAGAGCCUAUGGAGAAGUCUUGACAGAACAUGUUGGGGACGUUGUCGCUCAAGAGGAAGAACUUGGGGAUGAUUGUUACAUUUAUGAACGAGACAUGAAGUGGUUAAUGUCUUCUGAAGCUGUGGUAGCAGAAGUGACUCAACCUUCCCUUGGAGUUGGGUUUGAAAUUGCCAAGGCACAUGAAUACAAGAAGAAAGUACUUUGCCUGUAUCGGCCGAAACCUCAGAGCCGCUUAUCAGCGAUGAUUCGUGGAGCUCACUCUAGUCCAAACUUCAUUGUCAAGGAUUACAAAGAGGAAGAUUUACCUCAAAUAUUAAAAGAGUUUUUCGAUUGAUAUCACUGGCACACGAAAAGAAGUUCAGCAUCUGCUACUAGAUAUAAAAUAUUCAAUUGGUUUAAAUUUGGGUAAUUUGGCUGUUAUUCUAUAAGGRG
Molecule: messenger RNA, 575 nt
Organism: Actinia tenebrosa (Australian red waratah sea anemone)
Lineage: Eukaryota; Metazoa; Cnidaria; Anthozoa; Actiniaria; Actiniidae
Product: putative 2'-deoxynucleoside 5'-phosphate N-hydrolase 1
Biological process (GO): deoxyribonucleoside monophosphate catabolic process
Cellular component (GO): nucleus
Molecular function (GO): 5-hydroxymethyl-dUMP N-hydrolase activity
Source: RefSeq, a predicted model, not a curated record